CACAAUUCAUCCUCCGCCAGAUCAGAUCGACUCCCUCUCUUCCAAUCCAUCCCAGACCUGACCAAUCCUCCAAAGCCAUCAUGCCGUACCUCCCCACCCCCCAGGCCUACCUGGAACAGUCCGCCUUAUUACUCGAAGCCUACCCAGACACUACCCGAAUCACAACAAAAUACAGCUUCCCCUCGCACAAGCCGAAAACCACAUCCACGACAGACGCUGCACCCACCGAAUCUCAACCGCAGACCUCGACGCCAGUCGCUACGCUGACGUUGAAAACGUUCAACCCCUCCGCCGGACUAUGUCUGAAGUAUCGCACCAACAAGGCUGCCGAGGUCGGUCGCUUGAUUACUAGUCUGGGGAAGCUGGCCGGCGGCGCAGAUGUGGCUAGUUUGGGACUGGGCGCUGCGGCGGCGGCUCCGGCCGCUGAUGUCGAGAUGGCAGAUGCUCCUGAGGAGGGGACGGCUACGCCGACGACUGCUGCUGCUAACGCUGCCGCUGCGGGUGCGGCGAAGACGGAGUCGAAUAAUAAGGGUGGGAAAUCGAAGAAGAAGGGUGGGAAAGGAAAGAGGUGAAGAGUGGUUUUGUUGGAAUGAGUACGAAUAUGAUAUCAAUCUUUGCGGUGAUGAGAUUCGGGAGCAAGCUCUUAGAUAUGGGCAUAGAUACCUGGGGCCUGAGGUAGCGCACACCUGGACGGGAUAUCGGAUGACGACUUUGGUGAUCGACACUCUCGGGGCGGUUUAUUGGGGAUGAAAAAGUGCGCCAGCAUCUUUGCUUUUUUGCCCUUGGUCUCUGUUAACUGUGCGCGGGGACUGUGCUGGGCUGGCUUCUCCGUCUGAUGAUCUGGGUCUGAAUAUCGCCUAGGAGCCAAUAUUGGUAGACGACACUUGAUGAUGUAUGUCUUGUACAUAAAAACAAAUGACUUGUCAUGUCUAU
Molecule: messenger RNA, 933 nt
Organism: Aspergillus steynii IBT 23096
Lineage: Eukaryota; Fungi; Ascomycota; Eurotiomycetes; Eurotiales; Aspergillaceae
Product: SRP9/SRP21 family protein
Exons: 2
Coding region: 81-572 (163 amino acids)
Biological process (GO): SRP-dependent cotranslational protein targeting to membrane
Cellular component (GO): signal recognition particle, endoplasmic reticulum targeting
Source: RefSeq, a predicted model, not a curated record